This is a messenger RNA of Clunio marinus, 237 nucleotides long. The record is from the annotation of a GenBank genome assembly. Lineage: Eukaryota; Metazoa; Arthropoda; Insecta; Diptera; Chironomidae.
AUGAGAAACUUUGAAGUUUUCAUGAAAUUAAUGCUCCAAGGACUUUUUCUUAUUCCAGAAAACAUUCAACAAAACGCUACAACUUUACUACAAAACUUUAAACUCAUGAGUCGAAAAUUCAUGAAAACUGUUAGACAUGUGCAUCGUGAACAACAUUUUAGUGCAAUGAAAACAUGUUUUGAUAAGAAAACAAAAGAAAUUUGGAUUAAUCAAGAAAUUGAAGAAAAAAAACCUUAA